AUGGUCGAUCCGCCGCCGCUCGACGAAGCAUUGGUUACAUUUCUUUUGGCUCUCGUCGGCCGCUUCUUAAACCAGGCACACAUCAUUGAAGAAGCAAACGACCAAAACAUGUCGACGCCAUCAGAAUACCCAAUAGAGACCCUUGCAUCUGCUGCCAAUAUCGAUCCAAAGACGCUAGCAUUGAUUGUGGAUAUCUACAAAACGGCAGGACGAGUGCUUUAUUACGUCAGUGCGAGCAAUUGGUCGACUUACUACUCAAAAAUCAAGAACGCCGUCCAUAUUCUGGGUGCUAUGGGCGAAGGCUCGGAACUGAAUCCUCCUGAGAUCCGGAUGCUCGAAUGCAGCUGUUUGACUCGUCAACGUAUUCACACUGUAUUAUCCGAGCUCAGUCCAUAUUUUUUGCACAUGAAGAGACAAGGCAAACUGCUGUUCUCCAAAAUGAUGCGAAGGGCCAUAUGGAGGUGGAUCGAAACAUACCCUGCCCAAUUCGCUGAAGUGUGUGCUAGCGACAAUCGGUUGCUCGGCGGUUCUGAAAUCCUAUUCGACAUGUGUAGUUCUACGGCAGACAAUCCAAGAAAAAAGGCUAUUUUAUGGCCCUUGCAGACGAUUCUCUUGGUGUUGUCUCAAGAUCUAUUGCUGCAGGCAUUUUUGGAUAACCCAUCAUCUCAAAACCGAAGAACAAGUUUUCUUGGUGUAUUGAGAAAAUCAUUACGCACGUCAAAGACAGCAGAUAUAGCAGCGAUGUGCUAUGUGGAUCUUUGCAAAGCUGCUACCUACGUCCCUCCCACUGACGACUGUGUUCUCCGCCACAUUGCCGCUGAUAUAGAGGACGAUUUACAAGAAAAAGUAUGGGACUUUUCGCGCAAUGUAGCACACGAUGCUGCGGCCACUGCCAGUCUCGGCUACACCAUCAACCAUCAAGCGCUCGUUACCGACUACCUGCUAGCACGACUGCGGCUGGAUCCUGAGGUCGCUCUUCAACAUAUUGUGCCGCAAGUUCUGGAUGAAAGCGUACCAAUCACUUUUAAAAUAGCACUUGUCAAGUCCUGCUUGGAAAUUGCACGCGACGAAAACCGACUACCAUGGAACCCGUCCAUUCAAUCCAUGUAUAGCUCCUUGUGCACACCUUUACGCAAGCUCUUUUUGCAAGCCAUGAAUCAAGAGCUCAUGUCCAAAGAUGGAGGGGCACAAGCAUCCGCGCCCAAAAAGGUGAUGACGGGUCCUGACGGCAGAGUGAUUGUUCGUGCUACGCCAUCCGUUGCCCAAAGCCGAAUCGAACUAUUGCAAGACCUAUUGCGCCUUUUCCGAGUCGAUCCAUUGUUAGCAUUAUUGGGUAGCGACAAUGAUGCGGUAGAGGAUAACUCUGCAAUUAUGAUCGGCAUGGCGAACUUGUUCCAACACUAUGAUCAAGGUAUCCGGCAACUGGCUAGUGAAUGUCUAUCCAAGCUCCAUUUGUCAGACAACAUUGUACGCUGGGGACCCGAGUCGAAAACCAUGAUCAACUUUUGGCGCAUCUCAUCCAAGGUUGUGUUUGUGCUCGCCAAGCAGAUCCUAGACAACAAGCAGGGCGAAGAAGGAUUGAAAUCUUUGUUGACCCUUUUGAUAAAGUUACUAUCUGCACGUAAUGAGUUUUUGGGCAACAACCAGGUAAGUCUAGGGAAUAUAGUAACCAAAGAGAGGGCUGAUGCACGGGAGCGAUUACAGGCCUCUGUGGCCCUUGAGAUAGCUCUGUUGGUCUCGUUGUGUUGGCCAAAUCCAGAUGUAUGCUCGGACGCCAUCCGGUGCCUGGGAUAUUUGUGCGACGAAGCUGGUCUCGCAGACGAAGAUGAAGAUCCUCAGCAGGGCCAGAUUACGCUUAUCUGCAACUUGCCAGUAUACUGCGACUUGGCAUCGGAGGACUCUGUCUUUUUGGGACGCAAGGCUCAACAAAAGCGGAUUCGCAAGUAUAUGCGUUUGAUUACACGACAUACACCAGGCAACCUUGCAGCAUGGGAAGAGGCGUGGAAACGAUGGAAAGUCUUGACCCAAAUGCUCGGUCGUCUUGGCGAAGAAGCUGCUGUAGAAGAAACCACGACAGAUUUAAACCAACCGGGCAACUUGAAAAAACCAAAGCAACGCACCACACAAACAGUACAACCUGUACCAAAACCAGCGGCACCAGCCAUAAACCGCCUUGAAAUGGAUGACGAAAAGCAGAUGUUGUGGCAAAACUAUACCGGCUUCCUUGCAGCACUUGGUGGGUGCUGUCUAGCAUCCGAAGCAGAGAAUAAUAAUAUCAACAACAGAGGUAUCGCCGCAGCCUCCUCCGACCAGCAACGACGCGCAUCUUCGCCCAGCGAGUCUAAUACCCUAGUUGAUUCAUUCGUGGGUGAAAUGACCAACCUGUUGAUAUCCGACAAUGUGUUCAUUCGGGAAGGCGUCAAAGAAAUCCUUGGUACGGAUUUGUCGCCUACGUUAUACGCCAUUCUUUUCCGUCACCUUGAACGAGUUAUGACCCGGUCCUUUGGCUCCGACAAUGAGCCCAUUUGCAGCGCACGAAAUACUCUGUUUGUCGAACAAGCCGUGCUUGUCCUCAAGCUGAUCUUGGAUCGACUUGUAGACCCAGGAGAUGUCUUGUUGAGCAUAGACUUUAGCACAUUGAUUUACCAAUUUGCCAAAUACCUCAAUAAGCUACCCAACAGCUUCAAUACCCUCCGAAUCAAGAUCAAAAUGUGCCACCUGGUCGAGACAUUGAUGCAAAAGAAGGAACAAAUCGUUGUCCGUGACGAAAUGCGGUUGCGCAACAGACUGCUUGAAAUGAUUGUCGAGUGGACAAGCGAUUUUGCAUUGCCCGAGAUCAAAACAAGCUAUGUCGCACAAGAUACAUCCCAGAACGAAAAGCUGCACCGCGACCUGGACCAUGCUUGCUUGAAAGCGAUUGUAGCCAUCCUGAAUCAAUUGCCUUUGCAAAGUUCUGAGCCUGUCCGAGAAGCAGACAGCAAUCAAGUCAAGACUAAAACGUCUGAAAAUUAUCAAGAUUGGGCGCCACUCAAAGAUUAUACCAUCUUGGCCAUGUCCAAUUUGCUCAGUGCAAACGUGGAUGCUGGUUUGAAAUACUCGCUUGCCAUGGGAUACCACGAAGACACGAGAACGCGCACAGCAUUCAUGCAAGUGUUGACCAAUAUUCUCAAUCAAGGUGCUGAGUUUGAGACACUUGCCGAAAGCGUCAUGACAGAUCGCUAUGAAAAGCUGAUUGACAUGCUGGUAGAAGCGGAUAUGGACGUAGCGCUGGCCCUGUGCGAUGUCUGUCCUUCAGGAGAUGCUGCCGGUGUUGCCGAAACCUUGUUGAUUUGCUUCGAGUCGCGCGACAAGUCAACUUCGUUGCUUAAGGCUGUCAUUGAAAAGGAAGUGGCAUCGACUGAACAAGAAGCAACAUUGUUUCGCAGUACAACGAUGGCAACUCGACUUUUGUCCGUCUUUGCCAAGUUGGUGUGCCACGACUAUGUGCGACUCACGUUACAGCCUGCUAUGGAAGCAAUCAAUGCGUUACCGGAUGAGCAAACUACUUGGGAGUUGGAUCCUCAAAAACUCGGCCCUGAUGAUGAUCUAAUGUGCAACAAGCAAAACGUUAUUCGAGCCGCAGAGAUUCUUUUGAAUGCCAUUUGUUCGUCUGCAGCCAAUGCUCCUCCUUCUUUCCGCGAGGAGCUGUCGCUCAUUGCUGAUGCAGUAUGCAAACGCUUCUCUGAGGCCAAGAACACUGCCGUUGGCGGCUUCGUCUUUUUGCGACUCUUCGGUCCUGCGAUUGUUACGCCAGAUAGUGCAGGCUUCUCCAAACAGGCAACGCCGAGAAACAAAAACGUGCGCAAACUGCAGCUCCAAGCAACGCGUGUCAUGCAGAACUUGGCCAACAAUGUGCUCUUCGGUGCCAAGGAAACCCACAUGAUUGUCCUGAACGAUUUCUUGACCGACAACAUUUACAAGGUCACCAGCUUCCUCCGGGAAAUCUCGACGCAGAGUAAAAAGAGCGAACAAAAAGAGAACACUGGCGCGUUCCGGAUGGAUCAAAAGGGUUAUAUGCGACUGCACCGGUAUUUGUUUGAGAAUCUCGAGCGCAUGUCCCGCGAACUGGCGAGUCGCAAAGUAAAAGGCGCUACAGACACACAGUCGAUGCUCGAGUGGAAGAAGACAGUAGAUCGUCUGUCAACAUUGAUUGCACAGCUGGGUCGACCGAGCGAUACUUCCAACAAUGACCUCUCGCUCUCGCGCAAUUAUGCUUUGGCCAAUAGCAAUCAUUAUUACAGUGAAUUCAUCCGACGAAAUUGCCAUCGUGAUUUGUCAAAGAUUAGCUCUAAAAAUAUCGUCUACCAAGCCGGUACAUCACGUGGAGGUCGUCCCAUCUUUUACGUCAUUAUAAGACAUUUGGAUCUGGAAACCACUGACUAUGAAUUGCUUAUCUACUACAUGCUUCGGGUGAUGGAACCAUAUCUCAACCGCCCAUUCGAGCUUAUGUUUGACUUGACUGGUUUGAAUCCAUUCAAUGAAAUCCCGGUCCACUGGCUGAAUCAGUUCUUCCAGCUCAUCUUUAGUGAAAUGAACGACUAUCUUGUUGCCAUUUACAUGUAUAAUCCAAGCAAUUACCUGCAGCGCUACGUUGCACGAUUACCACGACUUCUAAUCAACAAACUGAUCAAACGAGUCCAUUUUGCCACGACACUUGCUGAUUUGCAUGAACGUAUUGCACCUUCAGAAAUCCACUUGCCCAAGGAAACAGUCGAUCUGGAAAAGGCACCAAGCACCACGUUCUUCCCUGUUACACGCAUGAAUAGUUUAAAGUCAUCGACCCCGGUGACAAUCAAGGUUUCACAAGAAUAUUUGCAGAUCAUCACUGUGCGAAAGCAGGAAAUCUAUUACAAUAUUUAUACUAUUUACAAUGACGUAUAUCACAUUUCCGAGAUUGAAGAUAUGACGCCGCUUCCAAAUUCCAAGCACGAAAACGGUGGUGAUCUGAUGCUCAAGGUUGACAGAGGCAAAACAACAGUGGUUCUAUCUGCUGCUAAGCGUGAUGCUAUCUUGGCUUUGCUCCGAUACAACAAGCACCGCUACGAAUCAUCUAAACCUGGCAACAUGAACGAGCGUGCAAUUCGACCAAAUGAUGUGCCUGGCCGAUUGCUGAAUAUGUCUUUGUUGAACAUUGGCAGUGAUGAUCCUGGUUUACGUCUUGCAGCGUACAACCUGCUAUAUGCUCUCAGUUUGACGUUCCGUUUUGAUGUUGGAAAUCAAUUACUGAACGCAAGAGAUUUAUGUAUACCCGCCAACAGCACAGAUUUCAUCGUCAGCAUCAGUGAAAGUUUGGCCUCCACAGAGCAACAUUUGACGCUUGAAUUUUUGAACGAGUGUUUAGUCGGUUUCAACAAGUCCAAUGAGCCCAUGCGACAGUUGUGUCUUGACUAUAUGGCACCAUGGCUUCGGAAUUUGGCCGUAUACAGCCGAAACAUUCCUGAUGAUCACAACAAAAGCCUGGCAAAGACCAAGGACGUGCUCGGAUUACUUAUUAAACUCACUGUGACCCGGACAGAUAUGUACAAGCAUGUACAAGCCAAGAUAUGGCGAACGUUAUCACGAGUCGACGACAUGGUCAAUUUGAUCAUAGAUGCAUUUGUCCAGUACUCGGUCGAGAAUGGCAUCGGAUCUCCACAAGCAGAAGCUAUGGCAGAUACUAUUGUGACCAUGUCAAGUAUUUCAGUUCGCGGUAAGGUGAUCAGCCGAAUGCGACGUGUGAUACAACGAACUUCCCUACGACCGUGUCGAAGCUUGACGGAGCAUCCUGCAUGGGUUGAAAUUGCGGUUCUGUUACGAUUUGUUCUUAUGCUUUCGUUCAACAACGUCGGACCUGGCAAACCAUACCUUCCCGAAAUAUUCCACAUUGUAUCACUGUUGGUUGGCACGGGGCCUACGCUUAUUCGUGCUUCUGUACACGAGCUCGUUGUUAAUAUCAUCCACACUCUUUGUACCGGCAUGCCACAAUCCGAGGAGAAUAUCAAAAAACUGCACUUUGUCCUAAACGAUGUCUGUGACAGCAAGAAUCGUGUGUAUUUCGGUCUGACCAAACCGCACGCGAAUGCGUUUACCAUCACACACGAAACAAUGACAGAUGUCUCGGAAACGGUCAAUUUAUCCUCCCUUGAAAGCAUCAUUCGUCUUUUACUGGAGGCACUAAGCAUCGGUGCACCCUCUAUUGAUGUUGCCAACAUGUGGCGAGCCCGAUGGAUGGGUCUAGUGACCAGCACAGCAUUCCAGUUCAACCCAGCCAUCCAGCCUCGUUCCUUUGUAGUACUUGGCUGCCUGGCACAAGACGAAGUAGACGAUGAUCUGAUAUACCAAAUCCUCGUGGCGCUGCGUGGCGCUUUGGCCAUUUUCAAUGAGACCGACUCCAGUCUUAUCGUGAGCAUCAUGAUGUGCUUAAGCAAUGUGAUUGACAAUCUGCCGGCAGAUUCACGGUACCUGCAGCCUUUGUUCUGGCUCGCCAUUGCACUUGUACAAAUGAGCCACCCAGCAACGUUUUCCCCAGCAGUAGAAUUCCUCCAAUCGGUGCUUCGUGCAUUGGACGCACACAAAUUGUUUGCCAAUAGACCGGUCGUGGACGUAUUGAUGGAUGCACGCGCGCCUUUGGGUGAGAUCGCCAAGGAACUCGAUAUUGCCAGUGGCGUCAGUUUCGAUACACAUUUUUCGUUUGCUGUGGCCGGCGUUCUACUCAAGGGCAUCAAGCACAGUAACCCCAAAGAUGUGGUGUUCCAGUGCCUGACAACGUUUUUGGAAAUUGAUUGUAAGCGGUCGUUGGAGCAAAAUGUCGUCGAGUCGCGAACUUUAGGAUACCUUGCCGGUUUAUUGCCACUCGCAGCAAAGAACAACGCGUUGCGUGAGUUAUUACGUUUGGCCGGUAUCAAUGACGUGGAUCUGGAUGGCUUGGAGUUUGGAUCGGCCUAUGUCCGCAUCUUUGAUACUCUAGAGAUACCCGACAACACGACGGCAUUAUUGUUGGUGUCGCUACUGGUGACGCUUCUCAAUUCUGCAGAAAACGAAUCUGAAAGAUUAUUCCUGUACAGCUUUUUGGCCGAAGCUGCUGUGUCUAUACCUGAAGUUUUCGCUUUAAUAUAUGAGAGCUUGCUCCCCAAGAUGAACCAGAUCGUUGUGAGCGGACAAAACUACGCGGUAAUUGAUGCGGUUAAGAAUAUCUUGAUGACCGCAUGCUCAGAGCCAGCAUUCAACUACUCGCUUAACCGACGUAGCCAAAAAGCAUAUCUCGACGAACUCGGAUUCUCUGCCCUUGGCGAUCCUACUUUUGGUGCAGCCAAGUCGAACGUAGCCAUGAGUGCACAGCUUGCCAGCAAGUUGCUGGAACGAAUCACAGAAUAA
Molecule: messenger RNA, 7392 nt
Organism: Zychaea mexicana
Lineage: Eukaryota; Fungi; Mucoromycota; Mucoromycetes; Mucorales; Lichtheimiaceae
Exons: 16
Coding region: 1-7392 (2463 amino acids)
Biological process (GO): regulation of GTPase activity
Source: RefSeq, a predicted model, not a curated record